This is a messenger RNA of Durusdinium trenchii, 3128 nucleotides long. The record is from the annotation of a GenBank genome assembly. Lineage: Eukaryota; Dinophyceae; Suessiales; Symbiodiniaceae.
AUGGUGCAGAGCAUCUGUCGGGUUAUGGAUGGACGGCUGGUGAUCUUGCUGGACCCAGGAGCUUCAGCAGCCAAUGACUAUUUACGACAAGACAAGUCCAAAGAGAAACGCUUCGCAUUUGAUCAAGCCUUUGGCGACGUAGACACAAAGACGCUUUUCACAGCAACAGCUGAGCCGCUCAUCAAGUCUGUCCUGCAGGGCUACAACGCCACCGUGUUUGCUUAUGGUUCGACUGGAGCCGGAAAGACUUUUACAAUGAUUGGGACGCCGGUCGAGCCUGGCAUCAUGUUCCGAUCCGUCGAAGAGAUCUUCCGGGGAGUUGAAGCGAAUGCCGAGGAAGGCAAGGACUGCUUUAGCGUCUCCUGUUCCUUCGUGGAGGUCUACAACGAGAACUUCCGUGACUUGGCCUGCGAGACGAGUUCGGGGAUUUUAGACCUUCGUGAGGACCCUGUGUGUGGGAGCUAUGUGGCCGGAAUCACCGAAGUUCAAGCGCAGUCUGUUCAAGAGGUGAUGGACUUGCUGCAACAUGGGAAUCAACGUCGAACUACUGAGCCGACUGCCAUGAACGUGACGUCCUCCAGAUCUCACGCGGUGUUGCAAGUUCGUGUGGAACGGAGGGCUUCCAAUCCAUCUUCCGUUUCUGGAACCCUGAUGGGCAAGCUGUCCAUGAUUGAUUUGGCAGGCUCUGAGCGAGCAGCGGAGACCAAGAACAGUGGGCUACGUCUGUUGGAAGGGGCGAAGAUCAAUCGAUCGUUGUUGGCGCUCGGCAACUGCAUCAAUGCCUUGGCCAGUGGGUCCAGCUUUGUUCCCUACCGGGAUUCGAAGCUCACUCGACUGCUCAAGGAUUCCUUGGGAGGCAACUGCAAGACAGUCAUGAUUGCCAAUGCGUCCCCGAGCCAUUUGAGCUACGAAGACACCUUGAACACGUUGAAAUAUGCCAACCGAGCCAAGAACAUCCGGGUUCGUGCCAAGCAAAACCUGGUGACUCCUGGUGAGCAUGUGAGCCAAUACGAGCAUGCGAUUGCAGAUUUGAGGAACGAGGUGUCCAUCCUCAAAGCCAAACUCGCUCAGCGAAGCGCUGUACCGGACAUCCUCGCAGGAGGUGAUGAGAACGAACUAAAAGAAGCCAGUGAAAACUGGAAACUCGAUCUCAUCAGAAACUUAGAGAGCCGCACGUCCUUGCAGCGUUCCCUGAUCGAUGUUGAGCGGGGACUUGUGCAGUGGAGAGUUGAGCUUGACCAGGCGAAGGAGAUGAUCGUUCACUGGGACGAGCGCAUGGUCACUUCACCUGGCCGUCGACCCGAUGCGCGAUCACUCGAUGACUGGAAAGAGGCCAUGUCCCAAAUCGAGGAAAACAUCAAGGAGAACAUCGAAACCCGAAGGUCGCUGGCAGAACGCUUGCAGCAGAACAAAACUGGAGGCCGAGAGUUGCAAAAGCAGCUGUCGCAGCGAGUUCUCAACGAAGAUCUCCGGGCUUUCUUGGAGCUUAUCCAACGGGUGCAGGUGUUGGAGGUGGAGCGGUUGGAGCUCGACCAUUUCUGGGAGAUCCACCGGCAGCAGUUGGAGCAAAGAGACCAGGAGAUUGCCAUGCUGCGAGAACAGCUCCGGCUCCGUAAUGGCCAUAUCCAACAACAGCGGCAGGAACUCGAUGAAAAGGUCCCUGGACAUGUCUUUUUGCUUGGGAGCACCUUGGCAGAGUCCUCUCCGGUGCAGCAGCGUGGGCCCUUGCGUGUAAUGCAAGCCUGGGCACCAGCGAGAGAGGACGAUGAAGAGCGCGUGGCCUCUUUGUCCGAAGAGGCGGAGGACUUCCUUCAAGACAAGAUCAAUUGGAGAGCGCUUGAAGUGCCCAUGGCCUCGCAAAUCAAGGGCCUGGCACAGUUGCAGCAGAACGCCGGCACGUCCCGGUUGAUUGCAGCCAAGGCUUGGAAAGAUCCUGCCAUGCGGAGCAUACCGGAGGCCAGGGCUCCGCGGCGGCCCCUGGCUUUGGCGCAGGGUGGCGUGGCACCACCUCCCGUGGCACCACCUCGACCUCCCCAGCCUCGUGAGCCAGGUAAUUCCAGCCCAUCACAGACACGAGGAAGUACCUGCCCGCCCCUGCGGCGCAAGUCGUCGCUGGAAGCCCAAGUCACUGCCCUUGCGCCUCGUCAGCCCUCCAUUGGUGACAUGCGCAGUCCACCGCGUGGCCUUCUACGGGCACAUGGUGUGGCAGUACCUCAACGGCAGCUUGACAAAAACCUGGGUGUCCGUGACAAGAGCCGCUUGCGUGCUCGUAGCGAGCACUCACGUUUGGGUCGAGUCGGGCUUCAGGCUCAGCGUAGCAGCGUAGCAGGCGCGCCAACUCUGACGGGUUUUGGCACUAUGGGGUCGGCACCAAUGCGUGCGGACACGAGAACAUUGAAUUUGAACAUCGACCGCAAGGAUGUCGACAGCCAGUGGCUUUGUUGGGGUUGCUACGUCGUUCCACGGGAAGGACCGGAAAUUGUGGAGGAGAGACCCAGACUCCACGUGCACUCCAAGAGGUCCUUGGGAUCCUUGCUGCAGGACUUGUUCAACUUGCAAGAUCUGAAUUCCAACGGUUUACUGGAAGAGUCCGAGCUCAUUGAGUUGAAUGAAAUCAUUGCAAUCCUCCAUUACGGUGAGGUAGAUCGCGCCCUCCUUCACACAAAGUAUCGCAACUUGUUUCGCCAGAACCUGGAUCCGUGUGGGAAGCCUGUCUCAUUCUCAACAUUCCAGAAGCACAUGACAAAGGUGCUUGCUGACUACGAUGCUGACGCACUUGCACAGGAGAUGAUUGUGGAACAGUUCAUUGCAGAAGCACAGCUGGCAAGGAAGUUUGUGGAGCAGAAGUCUUUGUGGAAGAUUCUUUCGCCAUGAAUGAGCGGGAGCACUGUUAUGGGGAGCCCUAGAGUAUUAUGUGGCGACGUGUCGUACUGAAAGGCCAUAGCAGCGGAAUUGAUUGCAUUAUCCAAAUUUCUUGAAGGCUGACUGAGAGAGACAGCCUGCCGGGCCUGCCCUGCCGGGCCGGGCCCGAGCACAUGCUGAAAUCACUGGCCCCACCCCAGAAGUGGACUCGUGGUGGUUUAGUCUGUACAGAGAUUGACUACUCAUGCUAGCACAUGCUGGCAAAA